AUGUUUUUAAAGGCUCUCCAGACUCAGAUGAGUCGAGUAUACUUACUCAGUUACAAGAGUCCUGUGAAUCCUGCAGACACCAUUCAAAAACAGUGUGGUGCUUGCCAGAUGAAACGUUACAGUGUUCAAGAUUAUCGGAAGAGCAUAAAGGAAAGUAGGAAUCAAGGGACAAAUCUUACUGCCAUCUCUAGUGAUGCAGUAGCUGGUGGUGCUUGUAAUGGUAUUUCAAACAGCAACCAAAGCCCCAGUGAUGACUCUGUGAAUGUUGUCUCUGUGAUGCCCAGCCAAGCACCGAGCUGUACAGAGAGCCAGGUGUCAGACAGAGACAAAGCCGGUGCCGUACUACAAUUCUCUGGAGUAUUUUUGGGUCUGGUUUGCAUGACGUUCACAGCCAUAGGGUGGACAAAUGACAAUGUCAGCCACAGUUAUGAGUGGACACCGCUGCUGGGGCCCAUUCUACUGUCAGUAGGAGAUACAUUCAUGCUCAAGUGCAAAUUCCGAAUUCUGUCCUGCCAGGCCUGCAAGCAGAAUGAUGGUGAGAGAACAUCAGGAACAGAUCCUCUGCUGCCCCUUUCAGGAACAUCAUUUGUCUUCACUGCAAUCAGCAUUACCUUCCACAGGGCCACGGUAGUCCAGUCCAUCCCACCACCAUAUGCCUCUGUGGUACAGGACCAAAGUUUGGGCCCUGUUAAUGGUUUACAUUCCAGUCACCAACCAUUAGCAUAUACAGUGAGCAAACCACCACAGUAUUACAGCAUGUAUCCCAUGGAAAACCCUGCUUUUAUUUACAGUGAAUAUGACAAAGCCACAGCUGAACAAAGGGAAAGCAGGAAUAACAGCAGCUCAGAGGAAGAGGGAAAAACAACUAGGCCGACAGCAGACAGCUUCUCCCUUCCACCUGCAUACAAGGACAUUUUUUCCACCUCCUCUUUGCGUCCUCUUGGGCUCCUGAGAACUGCAUGGCACGUGCGAGAGUCCGGUGAGGGCCACACGGGGGCAGAAAGAGUGUGGAAAUCCUGUUUCACCAACGCUGAGACUGACAUGAUUUUGGCUGCCUCAUUCUGGGUUCAGUUUGACCCCUUUGGACCUCAAAGUUCAGAGGUCACAUUUGCUGUGCAGCAAAUUAACCCAAUGCAUCAAACUUUGCAUGACACCAUGUUCAAUUUCCCUGUCCUGAUGGAGGUCCCAGCCAGACCAACAAGCCGUAAUCCGGCCUCGUUGAAGAGGCCCAGUCGGCCCCAUGGUGCAGCUCGUCCGUGGGACUCUCGGGCUUUCAUCUCAAUCUCCCUAGCUGCUCUAAUCUCUGAGCCCUCUGAAUCCCUAGAUGUUACAACCCCUGAGCCCUUGCUUCCUGUAGCUCCAUCUCCUGAGCCUCCUAGGAUGCUGCCUCCGGAGCCACCACUCCCUGCAGCUCCACCUCCUGAGACUCCACUAGACCCUGCCCCCUUCCUGGAGCCGCCACCCAGAAUUCCGGACCCCACACCCUUCCUGGAGCCACUUCUCUAG
Molecule: messenger RNA, 1506 nt
Organism: Xyrauchen texanus (razorback sucker)
Lineage: Eukaryota; Metazoa; Chordata; Actinopteri; Cypriniformes; Catostomidae
Gene: tmem174
Product: transmembrane protein 174
Source: RefSeq, a predicted model, not a curated record